This is a messenger RNA of Gadus macrocephalus (Pacific cod), 4338 nucleotides long. It is a transcript of the gene scrt1a, whose product is annotated as scratch family zinc finger 1a. The transcript has 2 exons. Gene Ontology annotation, molecular function: DNA-binding transcription factor activity, RNA polymerase II-specific; RNA polymerase II cis-regulatory region sequence-specific DNA binding. The coding region runs from base 1 to 924 and encodes 307 amino acids. Gene Ontology annotation, biological process: regulation of DNA-templated transcription. The record is from RefSeq and is a predicted model, not a curated record. NCBI's taxonomy places the organism in Eukaryota, Metazoa, Chordata, Actinopteri, Gadiformes, Gadidae.
AUGCCCACAGGCUACAUCAGUGACUAUCUGAGCCCGUCGCCGUAUGACGUGGUGGUGGACAGCAACGCCACGGCCGCCGGCGUCCUCUCCUCCAAGGUGCCCUCGCCGAGCCACCACCCGGCCAUCCUCUACGACCGCCUGCAUGACACCGACUACGGCGGUCUCCACGGCGACUCGGACCAGCCCGACAGCCCGCGCUCCGAGGCGUCGUCCGAGUCGGUGGCGUCCGAGUCGGCGGCCAGCAGCGGCAGUGGCGGCGGCGGCGGCGGUGGCGGCGGCGGCUACAUCAACGGCGACGCGGCCGUCAGCGAUGGCUACGCCGUCGACGCCUUCUUCAUCACGGACGGGCGCUCGCGGCGGAAAGCGCUGGGGAACCCCCGUGGCGGCGGCGGCGGCGGCGGCAUCGAGGGCGGGGUCGGCGGCGCGGUCGGCGGGGGGGGCGGCGGCGGCGUCGGCGACAGCAUCCAGAGACACACGUGCGGCGAGUGCGGCAAGACGUACGCCACGUCCUCCAACCUGAGCCGCCACAAGCAGACGCACCGCAGCAUCGACAGCAAGAUGGCCAAGAAGUGCCCGACGUGCGGCAAGGUGUACGUGUCCAUGCCCGCCAUGGCCAUGCACCUGCUGACCCACGACCUCAAGCACAAGUGCGACGUGUGCAGCAAGGCGUUCAGCCGGCCGUGGCUCCUGCAGGGCCACAUGCGCUCGCACACGGGCGAGAAGCCAUUCGGCUGCGCGCACUGCGGGAAGGCGUUCGCCGACCGCUCCAACCUGCGCGCCCACAUGCAGACGCACUCGGCCUUCAAACACUACAAGUGCAAGCGCUGCGACAAGACGUUUGCGCUCAAGAGCUACCUGAACAAGCACUACGAGUCGGCGUGCUUCAAGGGGGCCUUCUCACCGCUCAGCUCUCUGGGGGACUGAUGGAGGUUUGUGGGUUUGUUUUUGUUGGGCGCUUUGGUUUUUUUCCCGAGGGUGUGCUUUUUCAGCUGACUUGCUGAUUACGCGUUGUAGGAAGGCUGUCUUUCAGAAGUCGCUAUGGUGUGAGUUAGAGACGUUACGGGCUAGUUGGUAUGUUUUACCCGCCUUUUUUGACGAAACAUGUAUGCACCGUUUAUCUCUAGCUGACUCCACCCAAUUGUUUUUAUAUUUUGAAUUAUCUCUGACAAUUUUGGAACCAAUCUCUCUUCUGGACUGUUUUGUAUGUCAAUGCCAAGAUGACACAAAAGCACAGCCCUCUGUUAUUUCUGACAGGCACAAUAUAUUCACAAAAUAUUCAUCAAAUCUUGUAAUUAGAUUUAACAGAACCUUUUUGAGAACAAAAUACUCACAUUAUGCUCUUUGAAAAAUGCUAUUGCCUGUUUCAAUUCUGCAAUAUAAAAUUGUAUACAAGGAUAUUAUGAAGCAUAAUUGGCUAAAGUCAACUAUAACAAGAUAAUUUGCAUUUGAGAUGUUAGCAUGAAUGGCUUUGACCAUUGACAUUUUGUUAUCGAGCCACCAAAAAGGCAAAAUAUAGUCAAUUUAACCCAGCAUCAGGUUGAAACAAAUAAUAUUUUGUUUUUCUAAAAUUAAAGUAGAUGAAACAUAACUUUCUCACCAGUACGGUGAAGUACUGGUGAGAAUAACUUUUUGAUGGAUGUUGAAACGUCAACCGUUUUUGGAGUUUAUUGAUUUUCAGUUACAAUACUAAGAAACCUGUUGCAGAUUUUGUAGCAAAAAUGGUCAUGAGAGUCCCGACAAAUGGUUGGAAGUGGGGCAGUACCAUGUGUUUGUUUGCGUUGCUAACCAGUACGGAAUGUAACCUAGCAUAAGAGGGACUGUAAAAAAAGGCUAGCACAGAUAAAUGACAAAAUGUUGUUACAACUGACAAGCGAGUACAGUAGAUCGUGACAAGGCAUACAGGAUGCGGAUGAUUUCAAGUAUUAACUCGGUGCCUGGAGCCAAUGGACCAUGUACCGACAACCGACCAGCAGUCGACUUCGGAAACAGCUCUUUCUUCAUUGACUAAAUAUCAAACAUUUGUAAUAAUUUUUUGUUUUCUAUUUGCAAAGUUUAAAAGAGGACAUGGACAUUGAAAAUGCCUUGAAACGCCUCCUAAGGUACCUUAUAAAGAUACGAAUUGACUCCCCAAGUGUUAGAUGCUUAUAUUCCUGUUGCCGAUUGGCCACACAUUAUUCUGCUUUGAACUUAAUAUCACUCUUACCUAUCUAUUUAUUUUCUAAUUUAUUUAUUUAUUUUUUACAGUUUUGUAGUUGUAUUCAUUUGCACUUUCAUUUCUUUGAUUAGUUUUUGCCUUUGUUACAAAUAUGCCAAAGCAUUUGACACUUUCUAGUUACCGAAUAUUUAUUUUUGUCUGCCACUUUAUUAUAAAAGAGACUACUAAUGCAUGCAAAAAAAGUACCAAUAGCUUAAUAAUGGAAUCUAUGCCAAUUUAUAUGAAUCUUUGGGAUAUUUUGCCAAACGUAGACUCUGUCUUGGGUAAUAUUUAAUUCAUAAACGAUAGAGCAAUAAUGCAUGAGGUUAUUUUUUGAAAAAACAAACAAAACAAACAAAAAACUGAAUCAUAACAAUAACUAAUAUACUAUCUUGUCAAGUACUAUCCUUCAUACAAUGACGAAAAAAUAACACAUUUCAGGGAGUUUAACCAAGUCUGAGUCAAAUGAAGGGGUUUUAAAUAAAAAAUGGGUUUACAGCCCUUACAUUCACGUGAGUUGUUACCUGUGACCUCUGGAAGAUUCCAUUUUGACUCUAUGAAUGAAUACCGUAGUAGUAGCUUUCACCUUAUUUUCAUAUUGUCACAUUGGCGGUGUUAAAAAAAGUGCAUCAAAUCAUCAGAUACUACGAAAGGAAGAAUGAAUAUUCACAAAAUAAUAGACUCCAUUCUCUUAAACUGUUGCUGUUUAGCAACUAUGGUGUGCAAAGAAAAAUGGUUGCUACCCAGAUACAGUUCUAGCUCUACCACUAGCGUUAGCGUUUAUUAGCGAUGACGGUCUCGAAAAACAAUUUCAAGCACAACUCUCUUCGAUGCAGGGCUCUGGGGUUGGUGGGACGGGGUCUUUUUGUACAUGGUUUAUGCACUGCCUGCCUCGUAUUUAUAUUAUCAUUAUUAUUAUUGAAUAUUGUAGAGCGUAGACAGUAUUAGCCUAGGGAGCUGGUGCUGAAACAUUAAGAAACAGAAACAAGCUAGCUUAAACAGGCGAUGCCAUUUUCCUGAAUCAAAGUAUUUUUAUUAUGGCAAAUGGCGUCCACUACAAUAUCAAUUGAUUGAGUAUGUUUACGCUAAUGAUUAUGUUUGCUAUUAAAAUUAAACUGUGAUGGUGAUGAUGAUGAUAAUUAUUUAUUUAAGUAUUUAUUUAUUUAUUGUUAUUAUUAGUUAUGAUUUAUUUAAUGAAUAUUAUUGUGGUUAUCUGAGAUAUAGGUUUCUUGUUCAUGACGCAACAGAGCAGUUAUAACCAUUUUGCAAGUUUCAACAAUGCAAUUAAGAAAAUCUCUAAGAAACUAGAAAUGAUUUGUGUCAGUGGCCCAAGGUGUUCAGGUCCACUGGGCUUCAGUCCAUGUUUCAGCGCCAGCAGUCCCCCGGACGAACAGUCUUACUUAUAGUUCUCCUACUCUGAUCUGUACCGUAGCGUAUUAUAGUCACAAGCUAGUUUACAUGCUGUUCUAUGAAAGCACUUCCUCUUCUGAAUUCUCUCUUUUAGAAGUUUCUUAUUUGGAAAUAGAAGCACAUUUAGAGUGAGACUUUUGACAUUGCCUUGUAGCGAGAAAUAUUCACCCCAGUACGAUUUUUUUUAAUUCAAAAGAAUAACAAAGGGUUGAAAUUACUAAAGCUGUAUUCUCAUGAAAUAAACAAAUGCAAAAAAGAAUCUUUAAAACUGAAGUUACCACAACUAACUGACAAUACACAACUGACAAGCUCACAGUGUCUGCUACAGACAUUUGUUUUUUUACAACGCAUGUUCAAAAGACGCAUAUCUGCUCCGGAACAUGCAGAGACUGUUUUGCAGCAAAAACAACAACAACAACAACAACAACAUUGUAAAUAAACUGGUGUGACUGGGUGUGGGGGAUGGGUUUGGGGUCGGAUCAUUUCAUUGGAACUGCCAAGAUUGAAACUAAUAAUGAUGAUGAUGAUGAUGAUGACGAUGAUAAUGAUGAUGAUGAUGACAACCUUGUGGACAAACGUUUGUCAGACUUCCUAUUUUUUUAUUCUUCUGCAGGGGUUUUUGUUUAUUUAUUUGUUUGGUUACUUCCGAGCGGUGGUGAAGAAAACCAUGUAAAGCACAAGAACGCUAGACAAUUUUUCGUCUCACUUCCUAAAUAAAGAGUAGCUUAAUCUAA